This is a messenger RNA of Felis catus (domestic cat), 889 nucleotides long. It is a transcript of the gene TMEM242, whose product is annotated as transmembrane protein 242. NCBI's taxonomy places the organism in Eukaryota, Metazoa, Chordata, Mammalia, Carnivora, Felidae. The transcript is spliced from 4 exons. Bases 38 to 463 code for a protein of 141 amino acids. The record is from RefSeq and is a predicted model, not a curated record.
GACUCGGCGUCGGACGCAAUUGCGGAGGCCUAGAAACAUGGAGGCGGCGGGUGCUGGGGCUGGGCAGCCGUCCUCUCGUCUGGAGGCUCCGGAAUCUACAGACGAUCGGCUUUUCCUGAUUAAAGGUGGAGUUUUCCUUGGUACUGUUGCUGCAGCAGGAAUGGUAGCCGGAUUUGUUACAUCAUUAUCGUUGGCUAAAAAGAAAAGCCCUGAAUGGUUCAAUAAGGGAAGUAUGGCCACGGCUGCCUUACCGGAGAGCGGGUCUAUCCUUGCCUUGCGAGCCUUGGGUUGGGGCUCACUUUAUGCGUGGUGUGGUGUUGGUGUGAUCAGCUUCGCAGUCUGGAAAGCUUUAGGAGUACACAGUAUGAAAGACUUUCGAAGCAAAAUGCAAUCAAUAUUUCCAGCAAUCCCCAAGAACUCCGAAUCGACUCUUGAGUGGGAGGAAGCAUUGAAAUCCAAAUGAGAUAAGCAUGGUGAGGGAAGUCUAAAACGAUUGUUUUGGAAAGGGUGGCUUCAGAGAUGCCACAGAAGCAAAGGGGCCUCGAUUGAUUUAUCAUCAGGAACAUGUGCAUUGUUGACUGAAUUCAUGGGAUAGAAGGCGCUCAGUGUCCACAGAGGAGGCCGCCAGUCUGUGCGCUUUACUUUAAAAUUCACAUGGGCAUGCGUGUGCCUAAGGUUUUCCCAAAAUUGGGAAGACUAUUUAAAAAUAAUCAUAUGGAUAACCUCUCUGUGGAGAAGAUCCCAGGAGAAGUACAUCUGUUUAUAACAGCUGAAGCCAAGUUUUGUACCUGAAAAAAAUGUCUAAUAACAUAUGAUGGAAAAUCUUUAUAGACAGACUCCUAACCACACUAGUACCUCAAUGUGUCUAAUUAAAUGAGUUUCAACAGCG